UUAAGACGCGCGCGGAUAUCCGGCGUGUGUGAUCUGCCAUUUUGUUUCAGACCGUUCAAGGGUAUUCAGAGAGACGCAGAAACAGACUAAAUAAACAUGUACCGCUUCGCUAAAGCUGCUCUGAACCUCACUGGUCAAGCUUCCCGUCAGGUUGCUGUGCGACAUGCCUCGUCAGAUUUAUCCCCAGAGUUUCACGCAAAGUACGGCACACCACUGCUGAUUGCCGGAGCCACAUUUUGCACUGCAGUCUGGGGCUAUGUGAUCACAUCGACCGGCAUUGCAUGGAAUCUGUCUCCUGUAGGCAAGGUGCAGCCCAAGGAAUGGAAGGAGUAAUGGAUGCACCACCUUCAGGUUUCCUCUUCGUGUGGACGUGGUGCGAAGGAACAUCCCAAACAUUCUGAACUUUUCCAUUUUCCUUAAUGGAUACGCUCUAUACCUAAGCCGUACUGUUGGCCUGGCAUGUCUGUAAAAAUGUAAUAAAUUAAAUAAUGAAUACA
Messenger RNA from Colossoma macropomum (tambaqui), 497 nucleotides. Its product is annotated as cytochrome c oxidase subunit 7B, mitochondrial. Lineage: Eukaryota; Metazoa; Chordata; Actinopteri; Characiformes; Serrasalmidae. The coding region runs from base 97 to 333 and encodes 78 amino acids. Gene Ontology annotation, biological process: mitochondrial electron transport, cytochrome c to oxygen. The transcript has 3 exons. The record is from RefSeq and is a predicted model, not a curated record.